CAUAUGUGAUUAUUUUCGUGUUUGCAAAAUCAUAACACAAAAAUGUAAUAAAAAUUUGUUAAAAUGCCGAGGAUUUUACCGCUUAGAAUUACUAUUAGAGAUUGUUUAGUUUUAGUUCUUUUAGUUAUAUUCAAUACAAUUCACAUAACUGACAUGGCAAAUAAUAAUAUUCCCAACAAAGAGAACAAAGUAAAGGAUGAUUCCAAUGAUAAGAUGUUAAGCUUCAGCGAAAAUGAGGAUUAUUUAAAAAGUUGUCCAUCUGCUUUAGACCAAAAGAAUAUUUCCUUGUGUUCCACCUUACAAUAUCCUUGUAUCUCCUGCAACCGAAGUAUAGAUUGUCGUUAUGGUGGCUUUUCCGACUACAAAUGUGUUGUAAAACCUAAAGUAAUUUGUAAUGGCAGUAAAACAUUCAACAGAACAGCUAUGUGUAGAUUUUGCUAUCAAACUGAUAAGUGGGAACACAGGUGUGACCAGAAAGCAAAUUGCAACUCAGUUGCUUCACCACUAACAUAUUACAUGACCAACUGCACAGUUUCAGAUGAUGUAAUAUGUUUAGGUCAUAGAACAUUUCUAAAGAAGAUCAGGUGCUCUUGGACAGCUGGAACUAGAUGGGGCACUGCAUUAAUUCUUGCCUUGACUCUAGGUGGCUUUGGUGCUGACCGUUUCUACCUAGGUCACUGGCAGGAAGGCAUUGGAAAACUCUUUAGCUUUGGUGGACUGGGUGUAUGGACUUUAGUGGAUGCCUUACUCAUUGGUAUCCAUCAUUUAGGCCCUGCUGAUGGUUCUUUGUAUAAUUAAUUGUAGCAUAACUAUUUAUUGUAAUUGUAAACUU
Ostrinia furnacalis (Asian corn borer) is the source of this 832-nucleotide messenger RNA. RefSeq names its product TM2 domain-containing protein 3 almondex (gene amx). The transcript is spliced from 4 exons. The record is from RefSeq and is a predicted model, not a curated record. Bases 64 to 798 code for a protein of 244 amino acids. NCBI's taxonomy places the organism in Eukaryota, Metazoa, Arthropoda, Insecta, Lepidoptera, Crambidae.